AUGCUUUUUAAAGGGGAGGGAGUUAAAGGAGGGUGGAAAAAUCCUCUCGUUAGGUAUGGGGCCCAAAUUUUGUCUGGUUCGCUACCUCCACAUAUUGUUCGCUCAGUCCAAAGCCAGCUAGGAGUAUCCGAAGUUCCACGCGUUUUUGUUGAACAUUUUGAUCAAUGCAGUGUUGUUUUUGCUCAUCUUUAUGGACUACCUAAUUUAUUACUUCAAUUACAACCCCCAGAUUCUGCCAAACUUUUAAAUGAAUUUGAUUGGAGAGUCUCAAAAUUGGCAGAAGAGAGUGGACUUUUACUUGUUCCAGCUACAAGUUCAGAAAUUGUAGUAGCGCUGGUUGGGCUUCCUUUGGCCAUAACCGACUCAGAAAAUGCCAUAAACGGUCAACAACAAAAAUCCUCCAUUUCCUCUUAUCAAAAUGCGGCAGCUAUUGCCUGUCAAUUUUCUGUUGAUCUCUUAAAUUUGUGCCAAUCAUUUUGUGAGGCAACAAACAACAACAGCAACAACAAUGAAGGUCAAUUACAAAUUCGAGUUGGCAUUGGAAGUGGGAGUUUGUCUGCCGGAAUUGUUGGUUCUAGACGUUGGCAUUACGAUGUUAUGGGAAUGGCUAUAGAUGCUGCACUUCAUUUAGAAGCAAAUUGUCCGGCUGGUGCAAUUUUGCUUUCUGAAGAUACUUGGAGACAUUUGGCUGGGGGGAAAUUUGCUGCUGAACGAGUUAGUGUGUAA
Molecule: messenger RNA, 726 nt
Organism: Meloidogyne enterolobii
Lineage: Eukaryota; Metazoa; Nematoda; Chromadorea; Rhabditida; Meloidogynidae
Source: the annotation of a GenBank genome assembly